GUGCGGUUCAUCUCACCUUCGCUACACACACGAGUCAGGUGUGUGGCUGCAGCUCAACUAAUUUUCAUCUCCAUUAACUGCAUGCAGGACAUCCCACAUGGCAUGUGGUGAAAGAAUAUAAAUAAGUGCAGCAGUAUUUACAUUCACCAAAGAUUCUGAUGUCUGGCAUCAAGCUCAGGAUAGGCUACGAUAUUGCAGCAAGAUCUUUAUCCAUGGGUUUGGGGGCUGAUGUCAAUCUGAAGGCGAGCUUCAGCACCAGCUUGUACCAGCCUGAGAACAUUCUUCAGACCCUCAAUGUCUUCAGAAAGAGUGGCACCUUCACAGAUGUUGUCCUGCGGGCAGAGGAACAAGAGUUUCCCUGCCACCGUGCAGUGCUGUGUGCUUCCAGUCAUUACUUCCGCUCCAUGUUUAUGGGCCAGCUGCGUGAGAGUGGGCAGUCUGUGGUGCAGAUGAAUGAAGUUUCCGAAAUAGCCCUAGAGCACUUGCUGAACUUCAUUUAUGAGGGCCAGGUUCAUCUCCAAGAGGAGAAUGUGGAGAUUAUUUUUCGAGCUGCUGACCUGCUGGACGUGCCUGCACUGUCUCAAGCCUGCGUGGACUUCCUGGAGAAGCGCGUGUCUCAUUUAAACUGCCUGGGCCUGAUAGAAUUCGCCAACCACUACUCGCUGCAGCCACUGCUGGAACAGUGCCAGAACCUGCUAUAUCAGGACUUUGACAUUGUAGCAAAGCAGGAUGAGUUCUUGGAGCUGCCAAUGGAGAAAGUGGUGGAGCUUUUGAAUUCUGAAAAACUACAAGUGAAGGAGGAAGUCCUGGUGGAGGCUGCACUGCUAUGGGUGCACCACCAAGGCAGUCAGCGGAAAGCAGCUCUAGGAAAGCUCCUGGAGAGUCUUCGACUGCCUUUGCUUGACCCAGUCUUCUUUACCAACAUGCUAGAGGCUGAUGAACUCAUCCAGGAUUCCCAUGACUGCAGGAAGCUAUUACAGGAGGCCAGACUUUAUCGCACAUAUGGCAGAGAGAUCAGCUCAGAGAGAACCAAACCAAGAAGGCAAUCUGGCUGGGCUGAGGUGAUUGUAGUUAUUGGAGGGUGUGACAAAAAUAGGAUUUCAGUAUAUUCCUCCACUGAGAAACUGGACCCAACAUCAGGGAAAUGGCUCCCUUCAGCGAAUGUGCCAGGAUACAAAUAUGAAUUUGCUGUCUGUGAACUUCACAACGACAUUUAUUUAUCAGGUGGGCAGCUGAACAGCUCACAAGUGUGGCGCUUCAUGGCACAGCUGAAUCAGUGGGUUUCUGUUGGUAGUCUGCUGAAGGGAAGAUGGCGACACAUGAUGGCCUCUCUGUGUGGAAAGCUGUACGCUGUAGGAGGAUUUGAUGGACGGCAAAGGCUGAGCAGCGUGGAAUGUUUCAGUGUGUUUGAGAAUAAGUGGAAGCCUGUGGCUCCUCUGCUGUUGCCUGUCAGUUCUGCUGCUGUGGCCAGCUGCUCUGGAAAGCUUUAUAUAAUUGGUGGAGCUGUGAGUGACGACUGCAACACCAACAUGGUACAGUGUUAUGACCCUGUGAAGAAUCAGUGGAUGUACACGAUGUCCUGUCCUUUCUCUCAGAGGUGCAUGAAUGCAGUGUCUCUAAAUGGCUCUAUCUAUGUAGCCGGAGGGUUGAUGGAUGUGCUGUAUUGUUACACUCCUAAGGGCAACUCAUGGGACAAAGUAGCUGAGCUUCCCAUGAAACUGGAAAAUUGUGGGCUGACUGCUUGUGAUGGGAAGAUAUAUAUAUUGGGUGGCCGGAAUGAAGCUGAAGCUGUGACUGACCACACAUGGGCUUUUGACCCACUGACCAGCCUGCUGACUGAGGAGAUUUCACUAACACACAGACUGACCAACCACGGAUGCGUUACUAUCACACAGCCCAUUUACCACAAAUGAAGGCUUUAUUUCCUUUUUUUUAUUGCAUGGUCAACAACUAUAUUGUUUACUGUACAUGCAUUUAUUAUUUUGUCUCUGCUUUUCAUAACAACGCUCAAAAAGAGUCAUUAAUCCGUUUCAUUUUCUAGCAAAAUAACACUACAAACUGUGAAAAUACCAAACUGUGAAAAUGUGCAUUGAUGAUUUAGAGUAUUUACUAUGCAUUGUAUCUCUCACUGUUGAAAUGCUUUGCUGCUAACUGUCUCUUCUUAUUCUAUGUAAGUUUAUACUUUAUCUUUGUGAAAGCAUUAUAAUUAGGAUCUCUUAUUACUCUAUUUCCAAAUCAGUACAGAUAACCAAUAACAAGAAAUUGUCUCCUACUUUAUAAUGCCUUAAAAUCUACUGAAAUCUCACUGUUGAACUGCACUUUAAAAUAUAUGCUUUCGGAAAGAUACAAUUAAUAAAUAAAUACCACUUUAUUA
Molecule: messenger RNA, 2374 nt
Organism: Silurus meridionalis
Lineage: Eukaryota; Metazoa; Chordata; Actinopteri; Siluriformes; Siluridae
Gene: klhl35
Product: kelch-like family member 35
Exons: 8
Coding region: 159-1913 (584 amino acids)
Molecular function (GO): protein binding
Source: RefSeq, a predicted model, not a curated record